CGCGCGGUGUGACGAAUGAAAAGCUGGAGCCUAUAGAUCAGUGCGAGGCUCUUUAACCGGGUAUAACCAGUCAGCCUUAAAGGAAACAUCUCCAGCCACAGUGGGUCCGGCCGAGCGGUGAAGGUGUGAAAAGCGACGCAAACAUGAGCGACAAGGGGACAGUUUCACCUAAAGAGGAAACAGGGAAGAGGGGGCGUGGAAGACCCCGCAAGCAGCCCCAGGUGAAGCCCGCUGACGAACCAAGUGGGUCCCCGACUCCAAAGAGGUCCAGAGGACGGCCAAAGGGCAGCAAGAACAAGUCAUCUGGCAAGGGCAAAAAGGCGACGGCAGCAGCAGCUCCAUCUACAGGAGCAAAACGCAGGGGAAGGCCCAAGAAGGAGGUGAGUUGAGAAGGAGGAAAAGGCGUCCCAGGAAUCAUCCGAGGCGGAGGAGGAAGAGGACCAGUAGUUCCCAACGCAUGCUACCUCACUCAACAUACUGACUUACUGUUAACCAGAACUGGGCUGUAUCUCCAACACCAGUGCCACCACAUGACCACUGUUCACGACAGGGCCCCUCUUUGCCAAAAGGAGGGCUUAACACAGUAAAUAAUCAUGCAACAGCACUGGAUAGACAGAUGGACUUUGCUCAAGCAUAGAUCUCAGAAUUACAUGAAAGGUGUCAGCCCUUUUCUUCUACGUGUCAUGCUAUCACAAGUCUUUUAUACUGGACACAGGUGUGCUCUACAGAGCCUGGAUGUUUCUGUUUCCCCCCCUAUAAGAUGGUUUCUAGGACAUUUUCUCUGCUCCGUGUUACUUACUUGUCGUUCCCCGCAUCUGAGAUGGUAGGGCAUAUAGAUUUUUCUCCCAUGUUUUGUACUGGACAAAGGUGAAUUUUACCGAUACUUGUGUGUUUUUUUUCUUUGUCGUGUGUUCAUGUGAAGUGGUUGACCAUUGCAAUCACGUCUGUAGAUGGAGUUGAGCUUCAGCGUUUAGGAGGAGAAUAGGUAACGGCUGGUGUGUUUGUUCUUUUUUCCACCCCUAACCUCAAUCCCAUCGUCUCACCAGUAGAGCAGAACCAUCUCCCCCCCCCCCCCC
Molecule: messenger RNA, 1076 nt
Organism: Platichthys flesus (European flounder)
Lineage: Eukaryota; Metazoa; Chordata; Actinopteri; Pleuronectiformes; Pleuronectidae
Gene: hmga1a
Product: high mobility group AT-hook 1a
Exons: 5
Coding region: 144-389 (81 amino acids)
Biological process (GO): regulation of DNA-templated transcription
Cellular component (GO): chromatin; nucleus
Molecular function (GO): transcription coregulator activity; DNA binding
Source: RefSeq, a predicted model, not a curated record